CAGGAUUUCCGGCUCCUUUCCAUUUGCCCUAUGCUGUUUUGUUUCCGUUUAUUCUAUUUCCGUUUUAAAAGUUUUCUACGCGCAGAGUUAAAGUGUCAUUUUAGCAGAUUUGUGUUUAAGUCACGAAUCGCGAUGCGUUUUGUGGGAUAUUUCACCGUUGCUUAGCAGCGUGGUUCGACCGUUGUGCGACGGGCUGCCUCGCGCUUGCGGUGCAUUCGUUUGCUAAAUAGUAGCUAACUUGGUUCACUGUAAACCAGGUUCCGUGUCCCGACACGUGUAGCCUGCUGCAUAUAUUUAACUUCUAUUUGUUUCUACAACACGUGUUUAUGAUGUAUUCAUAUGUUUGCUCAAUAUUUUUGGCAACUUUGGCCUACCAGUUGGCCUUAAGACUCCAAAGCCUCGCCCUCGAGUUGGCUAACGUUAGCAGUCGGAACAGUCGGAGAACUGUUCUGGGCGGUCAAUGAGGAGUCGAGGCUGAAAGGCCCACAUGGUAGAAACCCCCAAAUUGCUUCAUAUUUACGUCAUCGACCCAUAACCCACUGCCUCACAUGUAAACACAUAUUCUCUAUUAUUGGGACAGCAAUGUUUUGAACUUUUUGGAUGCCUUUUUUUAAGUAGUUUGUACUACUAAACUUUCCAAUUACAGAAUAAUAAAAAGAAAACCACCUGAAGUUAUUGUGCUGCAGUGAGCAAUGUAUCUGUGCCAUUGAGUGGCAUUAUGUGAAGGGAACCGUUUUUAAUAUUCAGUCCUAAUAUUUAUGAAAUUAUUAUAUUACAGAACAGCCACCAUUUAUUAGCCACAUAUAACUAAUGGCAUGUUCUUCUAUCAUUAUAUCAAAUUCUUUGGGGCUUGUUGAUGACAUCUGUUGUCACUUUUGGACUCUAAAAAUGUUUGGCUCUCUACAUACAACAGAAUGUCUAAGAGUGAACCAGAAGAGAUGAUAGAGAUCGAGAUCGAUGAACAGGAGAAACAGGCAUGUCUGGAGGAAGGGGUGGAGGAGCAGACCAUCACUGCAUCAGACUUGAUUCAACAAGAUAUUGACAUCAAUGAGCCCAUUGGCAAUUUAAAAAAGCUUUUGGAGCCCCGUAUCCAAAUGUCACUGGAUGCAUAUGAUAUUUGCUUGCAGGACAUUCAGCUUCACCCAGACCACAGCCUCUUUGAUCAGGGAGUAAAGACGGACGGCACAGUGCAGCUCAGCCUGCAGAUAAUAACCAAACCAGGUGAGGAGAAGUUGAACAUUUUGGAAAUCGUGAAGCCGGUGGAAACGGUAGAGGUGGUGAUCGAUCCAGAUGCAGCAGGAGAGGAUGGAUCUCUGGUGGAGGACGGCCAACUCAUUGCUGUUGAGCGAUCCGGCCUGUCUGAUGAGACGUCGGAGCAGGUUACACGCUGGGCCGCAGCACUCGAAGGCUACCGCAAAGAGCAGGUUCGCCUGGGCAUACCAUACGAUCCUGUGCUCUGGUCAGCUGACCAGGUGAUCCACUGGGCUGUAUGGGUAAUGAAAGAGUUUAACAUCGACGAGAUGGAAAUAGGCAGCAUUCACAUCCCAGGUCGUGAUCUGUGCUUAUUCAGUCAGGAAGAGUUCCUUCAGAAAGUGCCCAACGGAGAGAUCCUCUGGAGUCACCUGGAACUGCUGCGCAAAUAUGUGUUGGCGAGCCAGGACCAGUCUGGAGGGGACGCGACUGUCACCAUUGAUCAACCUGUCCAGAUAAUCCCAGCUCAAGUGAGCACACCCACUACCAUUAAGGUGUUGAAGCAGAGCCGUGGCCCCAGAGCUCCCCGUAUUUCUGGAGGAGAGGAGCGCAGCUCACCUGGUAACCGCACAGGCAACAACGGCCAGAUCCAGCUUUGGCAGUUCCUGCUGGAGCUGCUGACGGACAAGGAUGCAAGAGACUGCAUCUCCUGGGUGGGUGAGGAGGGCGAGUUCAAGCUCAACCAGCCGGAGCUUGUGGCACAGAAAUGGGGUCAGCGCAAAAACAAGCCUACUAUGAACUAUGAGAAACUCAGCAGAGCCCUCAGGUAUUACUACGACGGGGACAUGAUCAGCAAGGUGCAGGGCAAGCGCUUUGUCUACAAGUUUGUGUGCGACCUGAGAACUCUGAUUGGCUACAGCGCAGCUGAGCUCAACAACCUGGUGACCGACUGUGAACAGAAGAAACUGGCUCGCAUGCAGAUGCACGGCAUCGGACAGCCCAUCACCACAGUGACGCUGGCCACCACCACACUAGACAAAGACAGUUAAGGGAGACCGGCCGCAUUAAAGCGUCCUCCAGCUGCCAAAGUUUGCUCCCCACCGCUGACUGGAAAUCAAAUCAACUUUCUUCUUUUCUUUUUUUUUUCUUUUUUGACACAACUGUGUCCAUCAGACACAGAAACGCAAGGCUGAUCCCUGAUCAGUGUGGAUUAUGAACUUUAUUAUUGUCUUUACUGUUUGACCAAGGCAGGUAAAACAUUCUUUUUCUUUUAUAUUCUUUUCCUCAACUCUAACCAAGAGAAGUGUGUUCAGGAUGAGGCGGCCGAAUGUCUGUGAUUACUGCGAGAAGAUGUGUGUUUGACUGAAUGCUUGAAUGUGUGACUGAGUGAUGAGCUUUGUGUAAUGCGUUCGUCUGUAGUUUAGGAUCGUUUCCACUGUAUAUACUGGCAUUUCAUGUUUUUGAUAGCCACCAGGACAAGUGUAUUUUCAUACUUUCCAUUAAUAGAAGACCUGUUUUGUAUUUUAUUUAGUGUUUUGUUCCCUAAAUUGUUGGACCCUUUUUUGUCCACUAGAGGGAAUAAAGUGGCAAGCAUUUUUCUAAA
Messenger RNA from Cyclopterus lumpus (lumpfish), 2794 nucleotides. It is a transcript of the gene gabpa, whose product is annotated as GA binding protein transcription factor subunit alpha. The coding region runs from base 915 to 2240 and encodes 441 amino acids. Gene Ontology annotation, cellular component: nucleus. Gene Ontology annotation, biological process: cell differentiation; regulation of transcription by RNA polymerase II. The record is from RefSeq and is a predicted model, not a curated record. The transcript is spliced from 10 exons. Gene Ontology annotation, molecular function: sequence-specific DNA binding; DNA-binding transcription factor activity, RNA polymerase II-specific. Lineage: Eukaryota; Metazoa; Chordata; Actinopteri; Perciformes; Cyclopteridae.